UAUUCAGCGUCCAGUAUGCGGUUCUGGAUUUGGGAUCAGUGCCUACAUAACUCCAUCUCCUCCGAUACAGAUAACGACCAUCAGUCUACCUUACUCGAACAAUCCCUGAGCUUUUUUGCUGUAUUGCCCUUCUUGUCGAGUGCAAUGGCCUCCAUCGUAGCUGCAUCCACUGUUGUGGCCCCUGCUGCCUUCGCUGCGGCCUCAUCCGCAGUGUCGACCUCCGAGGCCUCCUCCGUGAAGGCUUUCUCUGGCCUCAAGAGCGCUACCUUGUUCUCCAGCAAGGCUCAGACCUUGAGCUCAGUCCAGAAUGGCAGCCGCGUGCAGUGCAUGCAGGUGUGGAACCCCAUCGGCAUGACCAAGUUCGAGACCUUCUCGUACUUGCCCCCAUUGUCCGAUGACGCCAUCGCCAAGCAGGUGGAGUACAUGAUCCAGCAGAAUCUCAUCCCCUGCCUCGAGUUCGAUGUGAACGCCAACGGUGUGUCUCGUACCAACAACUCAUCCCCUGGGUACUAUGACGGUCGCUACUGGACCAUGUGGAAGCUGCCCAUGUUCGGUUGCCAGGACUCCGCCCAGGUGUUGAGGGAGAUCGAGGAGUGCAAGAAAACCUUCCCUGGCUGCUUCGUGCGCGUGUUGGGCUUUGACAAUGUGAAGCAGGUCCAGAUCUGCGGUUUCUUGGUCGCCAGGCCCAACUAAACGAUUUGCCGACAAUUCCGUUGGAGUGCUCGUUGUAGGAUAUGUGUACUGCCACAAUUAAUAAGAAACGGUUGGGUAGCGCGAUUGUGACGCAAAUCAUCUGAUAAUGCAUCAAAACUGUGUUAUGAGGAAUGGUCUCUUUCUUUGGUCAGCGAAGUUCAAUCUAUAUACCGCUAGGUUAGUAGAGAGAUAAGUGAGUGUGCUUUGCUGUCUACGUCGAAUAAGGAGACCGUGUCGACGUUGAUCUUUAUUUUGCACUGCACUAGAGGCCUAAGCGAGUUCUCAACCAUCAAUUCAGUUCUGAGCUGAGUGUUAACUUUACAUGCCCAUGUCCUGAUCGACAAUUCCCUCGGACGCCUGAGAUAUUGAGAUCCCUCAGUAUCUGAAACCAUUGCAGUUAACCAGUGGAAUUGCGCUUUCUCAUUA
This is a messenger RNA of Physcomitrium patens, 1119 nucleotides long. Its product is annotated as ribulose bisphosphate carboxylase small subunit, chloroplastic. The record is from RefSeq and is a predicted model, not a curated record. NCBI's taxonomy places the organism in Eukaryota, Viridiplantae, Streptophyta, Bryopsida, Funariales, Funariaceae.